Aspergillus nomiae NRRL 13137 is the source of this 1320-nucleotide messenger RNA. Its product is annotated as putative MFS monocarboxylate transporter. Gene Ontology annotation, cellular component: fungal-type vacuole membrane. NCBI's taxonomy places the organism in Eukaryota, Fungi, Ascomycota, Eurotiomycetes, Eurotiales, Aspergillaceae. Gene Ontology annotation, biological process: transmembrane transport. The coding region runs from base 1 to 1320 and encodes 439 amino acids. The transcript is spliced from 2 exons. Gene Ontology annotation, molecular function: transmembrane transporter activity. The record is from RefSeq and is a predicted model, not a curated record.
AUGCGUCGCUUCCCUCAACAUGAAAACGUUGAACUUUCGAGUAACCCUGACAUGAGAUCUGCUGUGAGUGAGCCUUUAGCGGAUAAUCUUGAUGAAAGCCGGGCUGUUUCAGCCUUCCCAGAUGGCGGUCGGGAGGCAUGGACAUGUCUUCUGGGUUCAUUUUUGAUGAUGUUUCCCUCAUUUGGUUUUCAAACAGCUGUUGGAUCUGUUCAGGACUAUAUUAGCACUCAUCAACUUUCCGAAUAUAGUGUCAGCGAUGUCGGUUGGAUCACCGCCGUGCUGGUCUUCCUGACCCUAUUUCUGGGUGUGCAAGUCGGCCCGCUAUUCGAUCGCUACGGACCACGGAUCCUGUUAAUCUGCGGAUCGCUCGGCAGUUUCACGUCUUAUAUCCUCCUAGCACAGUGCUCCAAGUACUGGCAUUUCAUGCUAUGUCUGGGGGUCCUUGGAGGCGUAUCUGCCGCAGUUAUCACCACCGUGUCAAUCGCGGUUCUGAGCCACUGGUUCUAUCGACGACGUGCCCUUGCAUCCGGUAUCUGCAUGGGCGGAUCAUCGGCGGGGGGCGCCAUUAUCCCACUACUCCUACGAACCCUGUUCGCCAAGUACGGCUGGACCUGGGCAAUCCGGGCGAUCGCAUUCAUAGCACUGGGGUGCUACAUUCUGGGCUUCGCACUCGUCAAAGGACGGCUGCCCACCAGCACCCAGAGCCGAACGACAAUCGACCCACGGGCGUUCAAAUCGCCCCGCUUAUGUUUCCUGGCGGUCGGCGUCUUCUCCUUCGAAUUCAUCAUCUUCGGCUGCGCGGCCCUCCUCCCCACGUACGUCCGCUAUGCGGGACUCUCGCUGGACGUUCAAUUCUACUCUCUCACCGUCCUGAACGCCAUGAGCUUCCUCGGGAGAGUCCUCCCCGGCUUCGCCGCCGACCUCGUCGGUCGAUUCAACACCCUCCUGACCCUGGUCGUCAUGACCCUCAUCGUGAUGGCGGCUGUGUGGUUACCGUUCGGAUCGCGCGACGACGCCAUGCUGUAUGCGGUGGUGGCUAUCUUCGGGUUCGGGUCGGGCGGGUGGCUCUCGCUGGCGCCGGUGUGUGCAGGCCAGCUAUGCAAGACGGAAGAAUACGGACGGUUCUACGGCACGGUAUAUUGUGUCGCCGCGUUCGGUGUCUUGCUUACUGUUCCUGUUGGAGGGAAAUUGCUUCAGUCGACUACCCCGAAGGUCCUGGUUGGGUUCUACUCGGCCGUAUUGUUGACGGGGCUGGUGAGCAUUGCGUUAUCCCGAUGGGCUCUUCUGGAUUGGAAGUGGAGGUGGAAGGUUAAGGUGUAG